Molecule: messenger RNA, 2418 nt
Organism: Exaiptasia diaphana
Lineage: Eukaryota; Metazoa; Cnidaria; Anthozoa; Actiniaria; Aiptasiidae
Product: glycogen synthase kinase-3 beta
Exons: 9
Coding region: 343-1596 (417 amino acids)
Biological process (GO): signal transduction; protein phosphorylation; negative regulation of canonical Wnt signaling pathway
Cellular component (GO): cytoplasm; cytosol; axon
Molecular function (GO): ATP binding; protein serine/threonine kinase activity
Source: RefSeq, a predicted model, not a curated record
CACAUGCCUCAGCUAGCGGAGCGCCAUUGUGAUUUUUUCAAGUGUCAAUUCUUCGUCGACAAGCAGUYUUCACUACAGUUUUACGAUCUCCACACUGUAGUUUCUUUGAUCUUGUUCACAAGGCAUAGAGUUGGGAUAUCAAGGAAAGGAUCUGAGAAAUCUGCCUCUCAAUGAGCCGCGAAUCGUGCAGUUCUGCGGCCAGCUUUGCGCGAAACUGAUUCCGUCUUGGUUGGGUGUAAGGUGGCUUGAAAGCAACUCUCCAUCAUGAAUGUUCGUUUUACCGACAUGUAAUCUAAAGCAUAUCGGCUACACUGAUCUGCUAGUUGCUUUUCCAUACAAAGAAUGAGCUCACACAGGCCAAGGACAACAUCUUUUGCCGAAACCCAAAAACACCAUUCGCCCAAUUUCACCGGAAUGAAAAUAAGUCGGGAUAAAGACGGAAGCAAGAUUACUACUGUGGUUGCAACUACUGGGUCGCUGCCGGACCGUACUCAAGAAAUCAGCUACACCGAUACCAAAGUUAUCGGAAAUGGCUCGUUUGGAGUUGUAUACCAAGCAAGGAUGUGUGAUUCAUCAGAGCUAGUUGCUAUAAAGAAAGUCCUCCAAGAUAAACGAUUUAAGAAUCGUGAGCUUCAAAUCAUGAGAAAACUAGAUCAUUGCAACAUAGUGCGAUUAAGAUGGUUCUUCUAUUCUAGUGGCGAAAAGAAGGAGGAAAUCUAUUUAAACCUGGUAUUGGAUUUCAUCCCAGAAACUGUGUACAGAGUAGCACGUCAUUAUAGUAAAGCCAAACAGACAAUACCCAUGUUAUAUAUAAAGCUGUAUAUGUAUCAGUUGUUUCGYUCAUUGGCUUAUAUACAUUGUCUUGGAAUUUGUCAUCGUGAUAUCAAACCACAGAAUCUUUUACUAGAUCCAGAGACAGCUGUAUUAAAGCUUUGUGACUUUGGAAGUGCCAAAGUCCUUGUUAAAGGAGAACCCAAUGUUUCGUACAUAUGCUCAAGGUAUUAUCGUGCUCCUGAGCUAAUAUUUGGGGCUACAGACUAUACUCCAGACAUUGAUGUAUGGUCUGCUGGAUGUGUCCUUGCAGAAUUACUAUUAGGCCAGCCCAUCUUUCCUGGGGAUAGUGGUGUAGAUCAACUUGUAGAGAUUAUCAAGGUGUUAGGGACUCCUACACGAGAACAAAUCAAAGAGAUGAAUCCACAUUAUACUGAAUUCAAAUUCCCACAAAUCAAACCCCAUCCAUGGAAUAAGGUAUUCAGACCUAAAACUCCUGCAGAGGCCAUUAACCUUUGUAGUAGACUAUUAGAGUACACACCAUCUGGGAGACUAAAACCAAUUGAGUCAUGUGCGCACUGCUUUUUUGAUGAACUGAGAGAUCCUGUGGCUAAACUACCCAAUGGAAGAGAACUCCCACCUCUUUUUAAUUUUACAUCUCAAGAAUUAUCGCUGAAGCCUUCUCUAAAUUCUCUUUUAAUACCGCCCCAUGCACAGCAACAGAACUCUGGUGGUGCAGGCACAAGUAACCCAGGAACACCUAGCAGUGGAACACCAUCUGUUGUUGAUGGUGCUGUGGCUUCUGUUUCAGCUCAAGUUUCUUGAUUUUUUUUAGUUUUGAGAAACAACUACUGAAAUGUUGCCUUUGAAAUUGAUUGUAUAAUGUAUAACUGUCAUAUUGAACAGCAAAGAACAACAAAAUGUAAAUAAUAUCAUUUAGAAUAAUCACAACUUCCCAGAAAUUUUGAGUGUUUGAAUGUAACAAAAUCCAUCUGUAGAAUACUGGAGACGUAUAUGAGCAGGUAUAUUUUAGUGUUUAGGCUGUUUAUGUACAAAGAUCAACAUCACGCUCAUCACUGACUUGCUCUUUUUUACUUUCAUAGAACCUCCAAUGUAUUUAUGGCAUUUGUGUACAAUUGUUGAUGAACUGUGACAGUUCUGAGAAAGUAAAAUCGGAGUAAGCUAUUUUUUCUAUUCACACGCACCUAUGAAUAUUCCUACUUUUGUUUUUAAUCAUGACUGACUUUUAUUUCCUAAAUUCAAUAACAUUUUAACAUCUUAACGUUAUUACUAUCAGGACAUUGAAUCCUUUGUAUUCCAACAGUCCACUAUAAUAAUAAUUUAAAUACUAAUAUAAGCAUAUAUGUGUUUCAUGUAAAUGCAAAUUAUCAAAGACAAUUAUUAGAUUUGUAUUUUCAUUUGACACCCAAGUAUUUAAAGAAAACUUGUAAUAUAUUCUAACCUAUGCUUGAAUGGUUGCUUAUAGGGAAUACAAAUAUGCCAAAUUCUUACUUUCAAUUUUGUUUUUUGUUCAGUGGAUUGCUGUAAAUUAAAUGCUUUUAUCAUAGUCAGUCUUUUAUGUGUAGAAAUUUCAAAUUAUUAUUUGUUAUUGUACAAGACUAUAUAAAUGCACAUAGUGAAAUCUUG